Molecule: messenger RNA, 1575 nt
Organism: Colletotrichum karsti
Lineage: Eukaryota; Fungi; Ascomycota; Sordariomycetes; Glomerellales; Glomerellaceae
Product: NOSIC domain-containing protein
Exons: 3
Coding region: 1-1575 (524 amino acids)
Cellular component (GO): box C/D methylation guide snoRNP complex; small-subunit processome
Molecular function (GO): snoRNA binding
Source: RefSeq, a predicted model, not a curated record
AUGGCCGCCGUCAACUACCUCCUCUACGAGGCCCCAAUGGGCUACGGCGUGUUCCACGUCGAGCACCAGCCCGACAGCAUUGGUCUGCGCCAGAAGGAGGCCCAGGAGACCAUCAAUGACCUCGCCCGCUUCGGAAAGAUGAUCAAGCUCGUCAACUUCACCCCCUUUGAGUACGAAGACACCCUCCUCAUCCUCUCGCGAACAUCCCGCCGCGGCGCCACCGGAAAGCAGGCCCUGGACGAGAUCAACCACAUCUCCGAGGGUCUCAUGUCCGACCACCUCAAGUCCGUCCUCGAGCUCAACCUCCCCCAGACCUCGGGCAAGAAGUCCAAAAUCACCCUCGCGGUCGCCGAGAAGAACCUGGCCUCCGUCAUCAAGUCCACCUUCCCCGGCGUCGACUGCGAAACCUCAGAGACAUCAGAGGUCGCCGGCGAUCUCCUCCGCGGCGUCCGCCUCCACGCCGACCGCCUCCUCAAGGGCCUCCAGACCGGCGACUCCACCGCCGCCGGCCUCGGUCUCGGCCACUCCUACUCCCGCGCAAAGGUCAAGUUCAGCACCACCAAGAACGACAACCACGUCAUCCAGGCCUCCGCCACCGUCGAGUUCCAGGACAAGGGCGUCAACCAGUUCUUCAUGCGCGUCAGGGAGUGGUACGGCUGGCACUUCCCCGAGCUCGUCAAGAUCGUCUCGGACAACCUCACCUACGCCAAGCUCGUCCUCGCCAUCGGCGACAAGGCCACCCUGACCGACGACAAGCUCCACGACAUCGCCGCCCUCGUCGAGGAGGACGGCGAGAAGGCGCAGGCCAUCAUCGACGCCGCUAAGGUCUCCAUGGGUCUGGCCAUCACCCCGGCCGACCUCGAGAUCGUCAGGGGAUUCGCCGAGGCCGUCGUCCAGCAGGCCGAGGCCCGCCGCGCCACCGCCAACUACCUCGACAAGAAGAUGUCCAUUGUCGCCCCCAACCUGCAGACCCUGAUCGGCACCCCCGUCGCCGCCCGCCUCAUCUCCCACGCCGGCUCCCUGACCAACCUGUCAAAGUACCCCGCCUCGACGCUGCAGAUCCUCGGCGCCGAGAAGGCCCUCUUUCGCGCCCUCAAGACCAAGAGCAACACCCCCAAGUACGGCCUCAUCUACCACAGCAGCUUCAUCGGCAAGGCCUCGGUGAAGAACAAGGGCCGCAUCUCGCGCUACCUCGCCAACAAGUGCUCCAUUGCCAGCCGUAUCGACAACUACACCGAGAACCCCACGACCAAGUUCGGUGAGGCUCUCCGCCAGCAGGUCGAGGACCGUCUCGAGUUCUACGCCACCGGCAAGAAGCCCGCCAAGAACGCCGACGUCAUGGCCUCCGUCCUCGACCAGGUCGAAGGCGACAUGGACCUCGACGACACGGAGAUGGUCGACGCGGCCGCCACCGAGGUCAAGAAGGAGAAGAAAGAAAAGAAGGAGAAGAAGGAGAAGAAAGACAAGAAGGACGACAAGAAGAAGCGCAAGCGCGAUUCCGAGGUCGCCCCCGCUGAGCCCGAAAAGGCCGACGGCGAAAAGAAGAAGAAGAAGAAGAAGUCCAAGGACGAGUAA